Molecule: messenger RNA, 306 nt
Organism: Aspergillus chevalieri
Lineage: Eukaryota; Fungi; Ascomycota; Eurotiomycetes; Eurotiales; Aspergillaceae
Exons: 1
Coding region: 1-306 (101 amino acids)
Source: RefSeq, a predicted model, not a curated record
AUGGGAAACUGUGUCAACUCCAUUCUCGCGACUAAGAUCGUGUUCGUCUUAGGCGAUAUUGUGAUGCCCAAUUUCGGUCUCAGCAAGCACUACCGACACAGCAACCUCCCAAUCCUGAUUAUCCGGUCGACCAUCAUCGGGCUAGCGAUCCGUCACCCAUUCCCUCACUACGGCCCUCACGGCUCGAACCCGGCAUCCACAUUUGUUCGAAUCUUCCUGUCCAGUGGCUCAGAGCCGAUGGUUUUCCAUGUACUUCAGGGUCAAACAAGCGGGACGGACAAUCUCGACGAAGCCCCCGUCGAUUGA